AUUCACCACCAUCUCGCACGCGUCUUCGGAGCUUUGCUGGCUUCGGCGGUGGAGACGAAGAAAGAGAGAGUUGUUGCCAUGGCGACAACCGAGGUCAGCAUCCAGAUGGCGGGGGUACUGGACGGCCAGCCGGGGUGUGCUCCGUCCCCCGAACCGCUUCUCCUGCGUGUCCCGUCGCAGGCCGCCGGCGUUUCUUCGAUGGAGGCUGCGGAUGCCGUCGUUUCCGGCGGCAGGACCACCAAGAAAGCGGCCGCGGCUGCUUACGCUGAGACGCCGAGCUCUGUCUCGUUCAGCGUGCCGGGUUCCCCGUCGGGACUCCACCUCGCGCAGAUCGGCAUGCCGCCGUCCGUCCGCGACAACGUGGGCGCCCCUGCGGUGCCGCUGAGCGAGUCGAAGGUCGAGCGGGUUCACCACCCGGCCGUGCCACCGAGCGUGUCGAUGGUCGAGCGGGUUCACCACCCGGCAGUGCCGCAGCUGCUGAAGCAGGCCCGGCACCACUCGCAGCCGUCCUUGGUUGUUAGAGUCGGCGGCGAGGUGCCGGCGGUGCUGCGGAGCGACAGCAUGCGGGAGCGAGACCGGCGGUUUGACCAAUUCAAGACGUUCUCUGGCCGCCUUGAACGACAGCUCUCCAGCCUCCGUGGGGUGCCACAGAACACCGACGUGGAAAAAGGUGCGGCAUCAAAGAUCUCAGAGGAGGACACCGACGAGGACGAUGAAGUGCCCACCGCCGACCGCUAUUUCGCCGCGCUCGAAGGACCCGAGCUCGAGACACUUCGGUCGACAGAGGUGGCCGUGUUGCCUAAGGACGAGACAUGGCCGUUCCUGCUCCGAUUCCCCAUCAGCGCCUUUGGGAUGUGCCUUGGCGUGAGCAGCCAGGCCAUGCUCUGGAAGACCCUUGAGUCGGAGCCCUCCACCAAGUUUCUUCACGUGCACCCUGCUACCAACCACGUCCUCUGGUGGAUCUCCGUCGCCCUCAUGGUCGUCGUCUCCAUCACCUACCUUCUAAAAGUCGUUUUCUACUUUGAGGCCGUCCGCCGCGAGUUCCACCACCCCGUGCGCGUCAACUUCUUCUUUGCGCCAUGGAUUGCCUGCCUUUUUCUUGUCAAGGGUGUGCCGCAUCCGGUGUGGGAGAUCCACCACGCCGUCUGGUACUUGCUCAUGGCGCCCAUCCUGUGCCUCGACCUCAAGAUCUAUGGCCAGUGGAUGUCUAGUGGUGAGCGGCGCCUCUCUAAGGUAGCCAACCCAUCCAAUCACCUUGCGAUCGUCGGCAACUUUGUCGGCGCGCUUCUCGGUGCUAGGAUGGGCCUGCGAGAGUUGCCCAUCUUCUUCUUUGCCGUCGGGUUGGCCCACUAUGUCGUGCUAUUCGUCACUCUCUAUCAGCGGCUCCCCACCAACGCGCAACUCCCCAAGGAGCUCCACCCAGUGUUCUUCCUUUUCGUCGCCGCACCUAGCGUUGCUUCCAUGGCAUGGACGAGGAUCUGUGGAGAGUUCAACGAUGGUUCCAAGCUCCUUUACUUCGUCUCGCUAUUCCUCUACGUGUCUCUGGUGGUGCGCAUCAACCUCUUUAGGGGCUUCAAGUUCUCACUGGCAUGGUGGGCGUACACAUUCCCGAUGACGAGUGUGGCCUUGGCGACGGUGUUAUAUGCAUCUGAGGUAGACAACGUGCUGACACGGGCACUAGCGGUCGGGUUGUCAGGGAUUGCCGUUGUCACAGUCACCGGCGUGCUAGCCACCACCAUGUACCACGCCUUCGUGCGGAAGGACCUCUUCCCCAACGAUGUAUCCAUAGCCAUCACGCGACGAAGGCCCAAGUUUAGCAAGAUCCUCGCGCACCUUCGGUCAUCGAGCUCUGGUGUCAAGGAGCUUGUUCUUUCCAUCCCAAAUUUCAGUUCCAAUUCCAAGCAGGGCGCAUGCUGCGAUGACGCCGGCUCCAGCUACAAGACGAGCGGCAGUGUCGGCGAGUCUCCUGUGGCACACGAGCACGGAAGAGCAAAGUGUUAGGAGGUCCAUGCACGACAUGGUGCAUGUACGCACGGCUAGCUUAUGUUGAUUAGUAGUACUUGUACAGAGUUCUCUGCGUUUUUUCUUCAUUCUUUUUCUUCUUUGUGAACUUGCUGCACAUAGUUGAAGAUUAGGAGUGGUAUCCGUGAGCAAUUUACAUUGCGAUGAUAGUGAUAUAAUUGUCGGGCUUAACGGUUGAGUUUGUAAAUUUAGUGGUUAUACUUUUUUCUUCAGAAGUAGAAAAAUCUCAGUUACAUUUCUUAACUCUAUUCUCGUCUCAAGUAACUACACAGACCUGAAAAUUGGAAGGACAUUUCACCAAAGGUGUAUCAAUAAAAUGGAUGGCUUAGUGUGUUGCAACUUGCAACUUUGGAAGGGAGGUUUUCAAAGUUUGAAGACAGCGCACUAUUUGCAAAAUCAUUUUUUAUGUGUGACCGUGACAUGCUUUCCACAUAUCGCUCAAAACCAAGGUUACCGCUGACGGCGCUCUCUCAGACUUAGCUUUGCUUACAUUUUAUUUUAAUUAAAACAUAACUUUACUUACAUCUCCUUUCAAUUAAACAUAUCUUUGCUUAGAUUUUUCUUUGAGGGGUGAAACCAAACUUUAUUACUCAAAGUCUACAUAAACUGGGAUACAGAAGGGAUCAUGGGGUUCGGAGAACCAAACGUGCCGCCCUUGAUCCAAGGAAUGUGAGAACUUGCUAACCUAUCAGUAUAGGUGUUCGUUGCUCCGUAACUUCAUCAUAGCCUCCGAUUCGAAGCAGGUGGAAACGACGUACACAAUGAGAGUCGAGGUUUUUCUUUCAAUUAAAACAUAGCUUUGCUUACAAGCAAAGAGCCCUAAUUCCAUCUCCUCAUUUGGGCUUUAGGCUCACCGGAUAGUAGGCUUUUGGUGGGCCGUGUCUAUUAGUUCUGACUACCAUACAGUUACUAUCUGGACCGUAUGGCUCGGAUCUAACUCUACAAAAUUUUCUCUAGAAAAAGAAUCUACAAAUUCUUUCU
Molecule: messenger RNA, 3003 nt
Organism: Triticum urartu
Lineage: Eukaryota; Viridiplantae; Streptophyta; Magnoliopsida; Poales; Poaceae
Product: S-type anion channel SLAH2
Biological process (GO): intracellular monoatomic ion homeostasis; transmembrane transport
Cellular component (GO): membrane
Molecular function (GO): voltage-gated monoatomic anion channel activity
Source: RefSeq, a predicted model, not a curated record